CCUUAACAGAAAACACAGAACUGCUGCUGAAAUAGAAAAAAGAUUGCACAUUUUGUUCACACAGCACUCCUUUUACUGACUUACCCAAAAAUGGGAGCUGAAACUUGCUUGUCUGGAUCCACAGCUUGGAGGUUUUGGAAGCAGCUACAAUGCUGAGUGAAUUACCCCCAGGCAAUGGAUGAAUUGAUGCCCUCUCUUCAUCUCAUGCUCAGCCGCCUUCUUUCUUUCUUGUUGCCUUCAGUUUUUCCUGCGGGGAUCUUUCCUACUAAAAUCUUGCCUGCUCAGAACACCAGACCGUCCCGCUCUCCCCAGACGGGGGCAGCCUUGUUAAGCGGAGGCGAAAGAGUUAAUGUUAAGCCCCGCCUCCCCGCAGGCGGAGUUACCUGCGGAAGCAUUCGGUGGAAUGCUGGGAUAAGGUCUCAGUCACCGGUGGGUAAGGUUGAGUACAGAGGUGACCUCAUCUGAGCCAUGUCAGUAGGUUCCAUUCUCCAGCGGGUGAAUGGCCUGUUUCGGCCGCAUAUGUUGACAUUCCUGCAUUAUCCGAGUCACACCAUCCAUACCUCCUGUGCUGCUCUCGCUGGCCACAACAAAUGGUCCAAAGUGAAACACGUGAAGGGCCCCAAGGAUGUCGCUCGUUCCCAGAUCUUCCAUAAGUUAAGCAUGUUGAUCCGAAUAGCAGUAAAAGAAGGAGGCAGUACCAACCCUGAACUGAACAGGAGUUUGGCCAACGUGAUUGAGCAGUGCCGGAACGUGUCCAUGCCCAAAGCCUCCAUUGAAGCAGCCAUCAGCAAAGGGGAUAAAAUCAAAACGUCCUCUUUGCUUUAUGAAGUGCGAGGCCCCGGUGGCUACACUAUGCUUAUCGAAGUACUAACAGACAACUCAAAGAGAACGUCUUCUGAAAUCCGCCAUAUUAUGAAUGUGCAUGGGGGGCUCAUUGCCGAGGGAGGGCGGCACAAUUUUGAGAGGAAGGGCAUUGUCACAGUGAGUGACAAAGACCAAUCCGGCAGUCCCAUCACCUUGGACAAAGCAUUGGAGUUGGCUAUUGAGGUUGGAGCAGAAGACGUCCAGGAAGAAGAGGAAGAGAAUGAGAAGAUGAUGCUGAAGUUUAUUUGCGCUGUGCCAAGCCUGCACCAGGUCCGUGAGAAGCUGAAGUCACUGGGCCUUUGCUUGCUUUCUUCUGGUCUUGGGUACAUCCCAGUCACCACUGUCGAGCUGUCAGACGAGGAUAUGGAACAGGCAUCGCAAAUGUUACAGGCACUCAAAGACAACGAGGAUGUUGUUCAGGUCUAUGACAACAUUGCCUAGAUGUGCAGGCCUGCCUCCUUAGGACUUCUAAAGGGACACUACUAAAGACUUGACAGCUAAAUUCUGGUUUGCAUUUUGUUUGGCCUUAUAGGCAGGACAACCCUAAAAUGCCUUUUACAGAGUAAUUCGGAUUUGACAACCAAGGGUCAGAGUUGCCGUAGUUUUUUAGGCAUCCACUUGCUGCCGUUCAACUUCUCUCAUAGUCAGAUUUCUUGUCU
Pogona vitticeps (central bearded dragon) is the source of this 1523-nucleotide messenger RNA. NCBI's taxonomy places the organism in Eukaryota, Metazoa, Chordata, Lepidosauria, Squamata, Agamidae. The record is from RefSeq and is a predicted model, not a curated record.